UAAUACUACUGCAUCUGUAUGAUCAAUGGUGAAAGACGAAACACAUUUACAGAAAUAAGAUAUUUGAGAAGCAAGCGGCGGGAAAUCUCGAUUUCCUACUGAAGCAAAAGAGGCAUCCAAAAUAGCCAUGGUCUGUGUGGGGGGAAACGAGUUUUCGAAUCACGGGAAGAGCAAGUUCUCAGUUGUUAUGGAUCACCCUCUUUCUUGGCUGGUUUGUUUAUAUGCAGCUGUAUGUAUGUUGGUAAUAUAUGGGUGUUCAGUGACCUACGGUAUAAUCUUCCCAUCGAUUUUAGAAGAAUUUCAAGCUAGCAGAGCCGUUACAGCCUUCCCAGGAGCCAUUGCCAUCGCGUCUUCGGGGAUGUUUGGACCUCUCGGCGGCCAUCUUACUGACCACUAUGGAUGCCGGGUAGUAUUCAUGAGCAGUAGCCUAAUUACCAUAAUGGGGCUCGUCUCAUCCUCUUUCGUGCCUAACAUCGUCUUGCUUUACUUCACGUAUGGUUUCGUAAACGGACUAGGAGUUAAUCUCAUGUACAUUAGCACCAUGAUGGUGCCAGCCCUCUACUUCAAACGCAGGCGCAUGCUCGCCACAGCUAUCGUCUCCGCUGGCCCAGGAGCGGGCCUUUUUAUCAUGAGCCCUAUUGUGGAAGUCAUUCAUAAAGUUUUGGAUUGGCGCAAGACACUACUAUGCUUGGCUGGCCUGUGUCUCGUUCCCUGCCUGGGUGGCUGGGGCUUGAGAGAAAAGAAGGAGAAAGUAGAGCAGACCAUUGCGCAAGAGGGGUGCGCAGAGCGCAGAUGCCGGUCCUCGUGUGACUGUUCCGUUCUGAGGAAUCCCAUGUUUGUGCUAUGCACAGCGAUGACGUCAUUAGCAGCUCUUGGUCACUGUAUGCCUAUAGUACAUUUGGCCAAACAUUGCGCGGAGCUGGGCAUAUCACGUGAACUGUCGUCCUGGCUGUACUUCGCCAUCGGUCUCUCAUCCAUGAUUGCACGGAUGAGCUGUGGCAAGCUUGCCGAGACGGGCUGGAUCUCUCUGCCUCGACUCUUCCAGUUUGGAGUCUUCGGACUAGCGCUAGGCAAUCUGUUGUUGCCACUAGCAACAGACUUCCCAUAUUUGGCCUUGUAUAGCGUCUCGUAUGGGUUUGGAGAGGGGUUCUUUUUAACGCCCAUUUAUUGCAUUAUUCUUGAGUCUUUACCGACUGAGCGUCGUGGGCGUGGUUAUGGGGUUUUCCAGUUGUUUAUCUCUAUACCCUAUGUAUUUGGACCAUUUCUUUCAGGUUUAAUCGCCGAUUUGAGCGGAACUGGAUACACGAACUCGUUCUACACGGCAGGGGCGAUAGAGGUCGUCGCUGGGUUUGGGCCUUUUCUCAUUCCAUUUAUGCCUACUGCUAGCCACAAAGAGGAAAUAACUGUCAACGAGGAACUUAUCGUCUAUGAAAAGGAGUCUGUCGUAUGACAAAUGUCUGUCCCGAUUUCUGUACACCGAGUCACAAUAAGGAGAUAUGCUUUUGUUAUUGAAAUGAAUAUCUCCUCCCAUGCACUAGUACUUGUUUUGUUACUAUGCUUUUCAGCAUAUUUUUCUUCCUGAACUGAUCCGCCUUGAUUACCAAGGCCACCUGCGGAUCAGUUUACACUCACAAAAUGAGAGAUAAUAAAUUUGACUUGACUUGA
Messenger RNA from Nematostella vectensis (starlet sea anemone), 1665 nucleotides. RefSeq names its product monocarboxylate transporter 12. The coding region runs from base 128 to 1450 and encodes 440 amino acids. NCBI's taxonomy places the organism in Eukaryota, Metazoa, Cnidaria, Anthozoa, Actiniaria, Edwardsiidae. The transcript has 4 exons. Gene Ontology annotation, molecular function: transmembrane transporter activity. The record is from RefSeq and is a predicted model, not a curated record. Gene Ontology annotation, biological process: transmembrane transport.